UAAUUAUUUGUACAGUAUAGAUUCACAAACGAUGAACCGGAUUCAAUUUAUAUUUCUUACCUUUGUGUGUACUUGUGAAAAGGUCUUUCAGUAACAUUUAAGACUUUAAACGUAUAAUAUCGAAGCAAAGGAAACUCUACAAUUGAAAGAAAAAAUAACAGAAUGACAAGAUCAAAAAAAAAGAUAGAGAUUUUUGCUACACCAGAAAGCAAAGAAAAUCCAGUGAAUUUAGUUUCAAUAUCAGGACAUGAAAAUAAGGCAUAUGUGAAUGACAAUUCAUAUGAUAAUAUAUCGGACAGUAGUGGGGUUUCUAGCAUCGAAGAAUCCAAGAAAGAUAAUGGAACGCCACCAGUGGUCGAAAUUGAGAGAAAAGAUAAACAUUCAGACUUUCAAAUGAAGAAAUCAUUGAAUCUUGUUCACUGCGUUGCUAUAAUGAUUGCUGUGACGGGACAUUCCUCAAUUUUUAUAUCUCCUGCAGCAAUAUUGAAGUCUGCAGGGUCUGUAGGCGCAUCGUUAAUUGUAUGGCUGGUUGGCGGACUUAUUAAUAUGAUGUUGGCGUUGUGUUUUGCUGAACUCGGUACUAUGCUACCAAAAGCUGGUGGUCCGUAUGCCUAUGUUAUGAGGACGUUUGGUCCUUUGCCAGGCUUUUUAAUUCUGUGGGGAUACGUUGUUUUAAUAUCUGGUCCGUUUUGGGCCUUUUUAGCAUACACCGCAGCUUUGUAUAUUUUCCAACCAUUUUUUCCCGAUUGUGAGGCUCCAGAAAAUGCAGUGAAACUUUUAGCAGGAUGGAUAAUGAUAACAUUUGUGGUCAUCAACUGUGUUUACAUGAAGUAUGUAACCAAAGUACAGACACUGCUUUCCAGUACAAAAGUUUUAGCUUUAUUGAUAAUCAUAGCAUCAGGGAUAGUUAACUUCACAAAAGGGGAAACUGAAAGCUUCGAGCAUAUUUUUGAAGGAACAACUAAAGAACCAGGAGAAUUUGCAGUUGCAAUAUUUUAUUCAAUCUUCUCCUACGGCGGAUGGCAGGUAAUGACAAGUCUAAUGGAAGAAGUGAAAAAGCCAGAAAAAGAUUUGCCCAGAUCAGUUUUCAUUGCUAUGAUAGCCGUUAUCAUGAAAUAUGUCCUGACUAAUGUGGCUUAUUUUACGCUCAUGUCACCGUCGGAAGUUGUAGCAUCUAACGCUGUUGCAUUGGUGUAUAUCCAGCGUUUUUACAAACCACUGACUGCCGUGAUAUCCGUCUUUGUAGCUCUGACAUCCAUUGGUGCACUCAAUGCCUCCAUAAUGGGACACUCGAGGCUGAUAUUCGCGGGUGCACGUGUGGGACAUAUGCCUACUAUCUUAGGUAUGAUACAUCGGAAAUAUUUGACUCCAUGGCCAGCCAUUAUAGUGCUUUUGGCAUGGGGAUUGGCAAUGCUAUACACAGGAGGAGUUACCGAUAUGAUGGAGUUUAUCAGUUUAUUUUCAACGAUAAUGGGAAUAGCUGUUGUAUCCUCACUGUUAUACUUAAGAAUCACAAAACCCAAACUACCAAGACCGUAUCAGACCAUGUUGUUUGUGCCUGUUUCCAUGUUCAUCGUCAACAUUGCUGUGCUUGUACUAGCUAUAUAUCAAAAACCUCAUAAGAUGGGCAUAGGACUAGCGAUCUUAUUUUCUGGAAUACCAAUCUACUGGUUUGGCGUGCUUUGGAAUCCUAAACCAUUGCCUUUCAAAGAACUAACAGAGGCUUUGACAGUCUUUAUGCAGAAGAUUCUUAUGAUUGAGAAAACGUCUUGAUGUCAUAAUUACUAUAGACAUCCGACGGAUAACUUACAACACCGUGAAUUCAUAUUAUCGACAGUGAUCUAUAGUUCUAAAUUAAACGAAUUGUAUUCAGACGCCGAUGUAUGUAGACAGAUUCCCCCUUUUGCCGGAAGUCUUUUAUUUUUUGUCUGUCUUUCCUGUUCCUUUUUGUAAAUUUGGAAUUAUGAAAACAAAUGGUAUUCCUUUUUCUAGUGAUUAUAGAAGUAUGAAAGUUUAUUUAUGAACUUUGCAUAGCACCCUUUUUGAAAAUCCUAGAUGUUUUAAAUUAAACCAAUCGUUCUUCCUAACCUGUCAAUCUGUCAAUGAAAACGGUAAUAUAUACGACAGACAGGAAUAUUACGGAAAAUUCAUUUACACCACACGUCUUUCUAUGAACUGUAAAAUGUAUUACAAGAAGUCUUCAUUGAAAAUUAAUGUUGGAUGCGCUACCAAAGUCUUUCAAUUAAUUAUGACAUACACCACCAUAAGUCUUUCAAACAAAUGUCUUUCGAUAUAUUAACUUUGAAUUUUUGCAUUAUUACUGUUAGUGUAUAUGUUAUACUUUAAGUGAAGUCUUUCAAACAAAUGUCUUUCAAUAUAUUAACUUUGUAUUUUUGCAUAUUACUGUUAGUGUAUAUGUUAUACUUUAAGUGAAAUCUUUCAAACAAAUGUCUUUCAAUAUAUCAACUUUGUAUUUUUGCAUUAUAUAUUACUGUUAGUGUAUAUGUUAUACUUUAAGUGAAAUCUUUCAAACAAAUGUCUUUCAAUAUAUUAACUAUAUAUUUUUGCAUUAUUACUGUAGGUUUAUAUAUUAUACUUUAAGUGAUUUUAAAUGACUAUAGAAUA
Mytilus californianus (California mussel) is the source of this 2625-nucleotide messenger RNA. RefSeq names its product Y+L amino acid transporter 2-like. Gene Ontology annotation, biological process: amino acid transmembrane transport. The coding region runs from base 163 to 1773 and encodes 536 amino acids. The transcript has 10 exons. Gene Ontology annotation, molecular function: L-amino acid transmembrane transporter activity. Gene Ontology annotation, cellular component: membrane. Lineage: Eukaryota; Metazoa; Mollusca; Bivalvia; Mytilida; Mytilidae. The record is from RefSeq and is a predicted model, not a curated record.